AUGGGUCGGCUGCGAUCUCGUAACGGCUGCCUUACGUGCCGAGAACGUCGUGUGAAAUGUGAUGAGACGAGACCUACUUGCGGGGUGUGCCUUAAGAGGAAUCAACAGUGUCGCUGGGACAGUCCAUCCCCUAGGCUCAAGAUAAAGCACUACCGGCCAAAGAAAACGGAACAUCCAGUACAUGCUGAGCAAUCCCUCCAUCCUCCGGAAGGAGAUGUUCCCUUGGCGGAAGGGGACUCGCCACCAGUCGACACUCUACAGCAGCCGGAUUCAAACUGGUACCCCGAGACUCUGACAUCGCCGACUUCAGCGGCUUCAGUCCUCGGCCUCAGUCAGCAUGAAUCUCCAAGCCAGUACAGUGGCGACUUGACUAUGGGAGUACCUAGCAUAACCCCUGCUCCUCCUUCGCCAACACGCCAGGAGGCUUUCUAUCUGCAUCACUUCUCCACGCACGUGGCUCAAUGGCUCGACUGCACGGAUGCAUCACGACAGUUUACGCUCAAUGUGACUGUCCUGGCCAAGAGCUCACCCAUUCUUUUAUAUGCUAUUAUUUCUUAUGCCGCUCGCCAUUUAGGUGACAACAACACAGCUGAUGAAUUCCAAGAAAAGUGCAUUGUCCUUCUCAUUCCCUUGCUCAGUACCGAGACCAUUGCCCACGAUGAGACCAUCCUCUGCGCCAUAGUCAUAUUACGCGUAUGCGAACAAUUGAGUGUGACUGUGACAGGUGGUGAUGAGGAGAGACAUCUUGCUGGGUUGAGUGCUUUGCUCAAGGCAUCCCAAGGACAACAGGUUGAUCCCUCGGCACCUACCCUGUCUCAAGCUGCGUUUUGGGUUUAUGUAAGGCAAUCCUUCUACAAUGCCUGCAUCAAUCAGCAGCCGCCCAAUUUGAAUUUCGACUUAGUGUUGGUGCCAUCGCCAUCCGUCAUCCAUCGGCAAGCUGUAGAUGUCAAGUCAGAGACUGCCUGGGCAAACACCAUGACAUGGAUCUGCGCUACAGUGAUGCAAUUCUGUUUUAGUGGUAGUGUCUUGUACUCAGAGUCAUCUACAAGGAUGCAAAGAUGGUAUGAGUUGUCCGAGGCCGUCGAGAACUGGAACAAGACGAAACCGGGUACGUUUGAUCCGAUAUGGUCUGGAGAACCGGAGCUGGGGGGAGACCCCUUUCCAGAAAUUUGGUUUACGGCAGACUGGCAUGUCAUGGCAUUUGGAUUCUACCAUCUAGCCAGGAUGCUUUUAAAAGUCUACCGCCCAUCGCCACGGUUCGCCAUUCGGAACAUCCGCCGAACCUUGCCGGACUCUGAUGAGUCUGUCAUGGAGCAUGCCCGAGCACUUUGUGGAGCAUGCAAAGAUUCAAAACUGUCUAACCUAUGA
Messenger RNA from Fusarium tjaetaba, 1368 nucleotides. RefSeq names its product transcriptional regulatory moc3. Gene Ontology annotation, biological process: positive regulation of transcription by RNA polymerase II. The transcript has 8 exons. Gene Ontology annotation, molecular function: transcription cis-regulatory region binding; zinc ion binding; DNA-binding transcription factor activity, RNA polymerase II-specific. The record is from RefSeq and is a predicted model, not a curated record. The coding region runs from base 1 to 1368 and encodes 455 amino acids. Gene Ontology annotation, cellular component: nucleus. Lineage: Eukaryota; Fungi; Ascomycota; Sordariomycetes; Hypocreales; Nectriaceae.